Messenger RNA from Amaranthus tricolor (Joseph's coat), 2124 nucleotides. Its product is annotated as serine carboxypeptidase-like 45. The record is from RefSeq and is a predicted model, not a curated record. Gene Ontology annotation, cellular component: vacuole. Gene Ontology annotation, biological process: proteolysis. NCBI's taxonomy places the organism in Eukaryota, Viridiplantae, Streptophyta, Magnoliopsida, Caryophyllales, Amaranthaceae. Bases 170 to 1615 code for a protein of 481 amino acids. The transcript has 10 exons. Gene Ontology annotation, molecular function: serine-type carboxypeptidase activity.
CCACUUUCUAUUCAUUUAAGCCUGCAACACCCAAAAAAAGCUAAGUAUGUAAUCAUAACAAAAGACAAUUACUAGGAGUACUACCCUAUUUUAACUUGUUCUUCACACCAUCUCCUUCAUCAACAAACACCCUUUUCUUUUCUCCCUUCAUUUCCAAACACAAACCAAAAUGUUCCCCUCUUCUUCUUCUUCUAAAAUGACUAUUACUAGUGCAAUUAGUGCACUAAUUUUGGCUCAAUUAUGCUUAUUUCUUACUAAUAAUGUAAGUGCUAGUCACAAUCACAAUUACCAUCAUAAUCGUCCUAAUUUAGUUGAUAAAAUCACUAAUUUACCUGGUCAACCUCAAGUUAAUUUUCAACAAUAUGCUGGGUAUGUUACUGUGGAUCAUAAAAAACAUAAAUCUUUGUUUUACUACUUUGUUGAAGCUGAAUCUGAUCCUGCUUCUAAACCUUUAGUUCUAUGGUUAAAUGGAGGACCUGGCUGUUCUUCUCUUGGGGUUGGUGCUUUUUCUGAAAAUGGACCUUUCAGGCCUAAAGGGAAUAUCCUUGUGAAAAAUCAGUAUAGCUGGAACAGAGAAGCUAAUAUGCUGUUUUUAGAAACUCCUGUGGGAGUUGGGUAUUCCUAUUCCAUUGACACUACUGGAUAUGAUUCUGUUAGUGAUGCAAUAACAGCAAGGGACAACUUAGUUUUCUUGAGAAGGUGGUUAAAUAAGUUUCCACAGUACAAGCAAAGAGAUUUAUACAUAACUGGAGAAAGUUAUGCAGGCCACUAUAUUCCUCAACUUGCAAAGCUUAUGGUCCAAUUCAACAAAAAGGAGAAAGUUUUCAACUUAAAAGGAAUUGCUCUUGGAAACCCGGUUUUGGAAUUUGCGAAUGAUUUCAACUCGAGGGCAGAGUAUUUCUGGUCUCAUGGAUUAAUAUCAGAUUCAACCUACAAGUUGUUCACAUCAGCUUGCAAUUAUUCUCGUUAUGUGAGCGAGUAUUAUAGAGGAUAUGUUUCUCCUGUAUGUUCAAGAGUGAUGAGGCAAGUUACUAGGGAAACAAGUAAAUUUGUGGACAAGUAUGAUGUUACCCUUGAUGUUUGUAUUUCAUCUGUGCUUUCUCAAUCCAAAAUUAUUAGCCCCCAAGAGCAAAGCGGUGAAAGCAUAGAUGUUUGCAUCGAGGAUGAAACCGUGAACUAUUUGAAUCGACAAGAUGUGCAGAAGGCUCUUCAUGCCCGGCUUGUAAAUGUUCGAAAAUGGGAAGUUUGCAGCAACAUUUUGGACUAUCAGCUUCUUGAUGUGGAGAUACCCACAAUUAACAUUGUGAGUUCACUUGUAAAGAGUGGGAUCCCUGUCUUGGUUUACAGUGGUGAUCAAGAUUCAGUUAUUCCGCUGACUGGCAGUCGCACUCUCGUCCAUCAACUAGCCGGGAAGUUAGGACUCAACGCUACUGUACCUUACCGGGUUUGGUUUGCUGGUGAACAGGUUGGGGGAUGGACCGAAGUAUAUGGAAAUAUAUUGUCGUUUGCGACAGUAAGAGGCGCAUCACACGAAGUUCCAUACUCUCAACCGGAGAGAUCGCUCGUGCUUUUCAAGGCUUUUCUAGAAGGACAACCACUCCCCGAGUUGCUUUAAAGUUAAUGUGAUUUGAGAUUAUGUUGAGAUGUGGGAAAAGGGUAGUGAUUUUUCACAAAUUUUCUUUAGUGUCAUUUGAAAUUGUAAAGUAGAUAAAAGUUUAUUUGUGUUUUGUUAGUUAGGAGUAGUAGUUGAAUAGAAAAGGCAUUCCAACAUUCCAAAGGAAAAAAAAAAAAAAAAGAAAAAAAAAACAAUGGCUUUUUUGGUGACUCUUGGAAGAUAAAAGGGUAUGAGAAAGGGAAUUUUGAGUUUGUGUUUGUUUCUUCUCAAGUGUGAUUUGCUCAUAACUCAUGUUUUGUGCAUCUUUUUCUUGGUUGAAAAAUGAAAAAAGGUUUUGUAUAAAAAGGUAUCCAAGAGAAUCAAUGAAUAAAGGGAUGUGUUUUCACAUGCAUUAGACUUCUUUCAUUCUCUUCACUUGCUCCUCUCCUUAAUGUCUUGUUGACUUAUUUUGUAUUAAAUUUCUUUUUUUGUAUUUUGGUUGCACUAUUUUGACUUUGACGUUAUUUACU